CCACGUUCUCUGCUUUUUCUAUCACCUCUGUGGAUUUUGCCCUGUGCUCAGGACUUGCAUGCUUUGUACCUAGCUUUCCUUCAGAUAUACAUUUGUUGUGUGGCCCGUUCUUCCAUCAUCUUCGCUGACCUUCUCCGACACACCCUGAUCAAAGCUGGUUCCAGAUUCUGGCCGCUGACUCGUAACUCUCUGAGCUACAUUCAUAGCUCAAAAAAUGCCCGCAGAAAAGCGCUCUCUGAGGUCCAACAGGUCGGACGCCUCUGCAAACGGCGAGAAGGCUCGAUCGAACUCUCAAAACUCCGGCUCCAGCAAAGAUAAACCCGCUGCUGCGGCCCGUUCAACGGCCACCCGAAGUAAGGCGUCCCAGAAGGCAGGCUCGGAGAACAGAACAACGAUGCCCGUCGACAAAUCGCAAGCGAACGGCACCGAUCCUGUUGAGAACGGUGUUCACGGGUCUGAAGAUGUGGAGAUGGGAGGAGACGGCGCGAAUGGCUCAAAGCAAGAUCAUGACGGCGACGAGGAGAUGACCGUGGUUGUACCCCCUUCAAAAAGUUCCAAACAUUCCGCAGACGUUGCAAUGGGUGGAACAGAGAGCGACGAGAUGCAGGCUUCGGAAGGGAUUGAUCUCAAGGCCAAGGCAUUGACAGAUAUCAAGAACAAUUUUAUCCUGCUAGAGCGAGCCGUUAUGCACUUUGACCCACGAUUUACCUUGCGAGUGCUUCGAACGAUCUCAUCAAUGCGGAAACAGCUGUCUGCCGAGUUGCUCGCUCAAGUGGUUGUGGAGACAUAUCAACGUUCUGAUUCAAGAGCAUCAUUUUUAUUAAAAGCCCUGGGCAAAGAGGCUGCAUUCGAUGCUGUACCCAACGAUACCUCGAUGGACGUUGAUAAUGGGUCAAAGAGUCCCAAGUCUGGCAUCCCGAAGGAGAUCAUACCGGAAAUAGACAUCUAUCUCUCGAUUCUUAUUCAAAUAUAUCUCUACGACACUGAAGAAGUGCAACACGGCGCAGAGUUUUCGAAUGCCCUCGUGGAAAAGCUUCGGACAUUAAACCGCCGGACUUUGGACGCUUUGGCGGCUCGCGUAUACUUCUACUAUUCCCUAUUCUACGAGCAGAUUGCUCCGCUUCCUCCGUCGCCAACUGCUGCAGUCAUUUCGAUUCGCCAGCCGCUUCUCUCAGCAUUACGGACUGCAGUUCUCCGGAAAGACGAGGAUAUUCAAGCCACCGUUACAAACCUUCUUCUUCGAAAUUACCUCUUGACCUCUCAUAUCUCCCAGGCGGAUCUGUUCAUCUCUCACUCUGAAUUUCCCCAGGAUGCCUCGAACAAUCAGAUCGCGCGCUAUCUUUACUAUCUUGGCCGUAUCCGAGCCAUCCAGCUACGGUACACCGAAGCUCACCAGCAUUUGACGACCGCCACUAGAAAAUCGCCUUCAACCCACAGUGCUGCUGGAUUCUACCAAGCUUCGAAUAAACUUCUUGUUGUUGUGGAGCUGCUUAUGGGCGACAUUCCUGAUCGUGCGAUCUUCCGCCAGCCCGCUCUCGAACGUGCCAUGUACCCUUAUCUCCUACUCGUGCAGGCCGUUCACGUGGGUGAUCUGGAUGCUUUCCUCAAGGUCGUGCAGAACCACGGCGCUACUUUCCGGAAAGAUGGCACAUAUACUUUGAUCCUUCGGCUCCGUCAGAACGUGAUCAAGACGGGUAUCCGUAUGAUGUCGUUGUCUUACUCGCGGAUCUCUCUUCGAGACAUCUGUCUUCGUUUAGGGCUCGACAGCGAGGAGUCUGCAGAGUACAUCGUAGCCAAAGCCAUUCGUGAUGGCGUCAUCGAGGCCACUAUAGACCAUGAACACGGUUAUAUGAAGAGUAAAGAGGUUGGCGAUGUAUAUGCUACCCAGGAGCCGGGUGAAGUGUUCCAUGAGCGUAUCCAGGCCUGUUUAAAUCUUCACGAUGAGAGUGUCAAGGCCAUGAGGUUCCCAAUGAACCAGCAUCGCCUGGAGUUGAAGAAUGCCCAGGAGGCUCGUGAACGGGAACGUGAGCUGGCCAAGGAGAUCGCGGAGGGAGACAUGGAUGACGAUGACGCAGGUGGGGAUUUUGAUGGCAUCUAGUUGAAGUGUGUGUGAGUGAAGAGGACUCUAUCCUAUUCCUCUCGCUACUCCAACUCGGCGUUAUUCCGGAUCGCAUUUCCCUGUCGUGUGUUUUUUGUAUCCUGCCUCCAUGCCCUUCCUUUCUGCGCCGUGUCUUAUCUCUUUUGGCACUACAUCUACAACCGGUAUGGAUUCGUAACCAUCGGCAGCCUGUCUUACAUUCUGGUGGUUUUUCAUUUUACGGGAGAGUCAAGAGGGCUUGGGUGUAUGUACAGUCGCUUUGAUUAAGUCGGUUCUUGUCGUCCAUCACAUAGGCUUUCGUUGUAAUCUCUCCCUCUUCUCUCGCAGCCAUAUUUUCAGUCACAAGUUAGACAGAUAGCUCUCACUGAUGUCAUAAUCGAAUUGUAGCUUUCUUU
Messenger RNA from Coccidioides immitis RS, 2493 nucleotides. Its product is annotated as 26S proteasome non-ATPase regulatory subunit 3. Gene Ontology annotation, biological process: ubiquitin-dependent protein catabolic process; regulation of protein catabolic process. The record is from RefSeq and is a predicted model, not a curated record. Gene Ontology annotation, molecular function: enzyme regulator activity. Gene Ontology annotation, cellular component: proteasome regulatory particle, lid subcomplex; proteasome complex. Lineage: Eukaryota; Fungi; Ascomycota; Eurotiomycetes; Onygenales; Onygenaceae. The transcript has 3 exons. Bases 215 to 2098 code for a protein of 627 amino acids.